GCUCGCUGUGGGCAGCAGUAGCCGCAGCUUACAACAAGACGACGUCGAGAGGCAGUGUUGGCCGCACCGUCAAAUUUUCCGCGAACCGCCGCGUUAUUUUUCCCGCCGUACGCUGUGGUUGUAGCGCACCGACUAAGCGGCGCCUACGGACAGGAACUGACCGCGUCGAGUGAAAAACCCGCACUACCUCUAGCGAAAACAAACAAAUCUGGCUCGGGGCCAGGCGUAUCGUCGUCGGCCUCCGUUGACAUUUGUUUAUAGUGUGCACAGGAGGAACUCGGUAUCCGCUUAUCGUCUUCAAGCGCCGUGCAUCUUUACGGCGACGGCAACAUGACAUCGAUCUGGAAAUCUGUGUGGUCUUCGCCCAUGGGACUGUUGGGCCGUCUUCGGCAUAAAAAGCUUUCUGAGGAAUGGGUGAACAUCCAGCAGCCCGUGGUGGAGGGCAUCACCUUCUACGCCAAGUACCUGGGGAGCACCUUGGUCGAGGAGCCCAGUGGGGACAAGGCCACCGCAGAUGCUAUCAAGGCUAUCAUCGCCAUGGCCAAGGCCAGUGGCAAGAAGCUGCCCAAGGUGGCCAUCACAGUGUCGCCCAAAGGCAUCUCCACCCGUGACCUUGCCACAGGGGAGCUCCAACUGGACGUGUCCAUCUACAGGAUCUCGUUCUGCUCGGCUGAUGCCAGCUUUGACCGAGUGGUGGCCUUCAUUGGGACGCACAGCAACGAGGUGAUGGAAUGUCACGCAUUCCUCUGUGCCAAGCGGAGGGUUGCCCAGGCCGCCGCACUCACCAUCUCGCAGGCCUUUCAGGUGGCCUACCAAGCCUGGCAAGGUUCCCGUCAAGCUGCAGCAGUCUCGCAGGUGGGUGGCGGUCAGCAGGACAACCAGCUGGAGGCCAACGGCAACAAGGAGGCUGAAAGGAAGGAAGAAGGCCGUGUGACGCCGCUCAUUGACCUUUCCUCAGACACGGAAAUGGAGGCCGCCUUUGGGCGCCUAGGCGCGAGCCCGCCGCUCUUCUCAAGCGGCCUGAAGCCUCAGGAGGAAGAAGAGCUGCGGCAGUUCGUGGCCUCAGGCGCAUGCAGUCGCGAAGCAGGUCUGCUAGACCGCGAGGAUGACCUCUUGUCGCUGUGAACUGGAGCGACGGAAUGGCAGUGCGGCGCUGAUCUGACCUCUGUGCAGCACUAGUGCCACACUAGUUUGCAGGAGGUUGCCACCGGUGUUUGCCAAUACCUGCCAUCACAGAUCAGUGUCUGGAUGAAUUGAGACGGAGACUGAAGUGUUCGGAAAUGUUGUGUGGAUACGGAAGUGUGCGGCCUUCUGCUGCUCUGCCUUGAGCGAAGCUGAUGGACGAGGCUGUGUGAGGCCGAAAAAUAUGUGGGGCGCCCCAGUGGGGGAGUCGCCAUCGUGCGUGUGAAGUUAACACCAUGCCUGUGCGUGUAGUUAGAAAUGUACCACAUUGACCAGCUUGCCGAGUUUUCUUUUUUUUCUUUGUGCGUUAGCACUAUCCUAGGCUGAUGGUUUUCAAGCUUCUGGGCCGUUGGAAGCCCCUUGAAGUGCGCGGUGGUUAUUUCAGGUAAUAUAACUGAGGUGAGUGGUUGUUUCACAGGGAAAAGGAUGGCAAGGACAAAAACACAAAUGCUGCGUAGAUGCGCUAUUGAUAUCAACUGUCUUUUUGUUUACACCAGUCACAGUGGACGCUGCUAAUGUGUUCACUGAAUUUUGUACCACUCACUAGAAUACCUUUCGUUGUUUUGGUAGACAUGACCGUUUUAAUCUGGUAUUUAUUAGAAUAGCAGUAGGAGUACGGGGCCAGUGGGUGUAGCACACAGGAGAAAUGGAAGCACUGACUUUCCUUUUGGGAACGAAACAUUUGUGCUGCUUCAAGAGCAGAGCAGCGAGGGGCAGGGUCUUCUCACCAGCAGAGGUGACAUUGUAACUCUCACUUGCCACAUCACAGCUCCUGCCUGCAGUGCGCAUAUAGCCAGUAGCAACACAAACGCAUGCAAAUGCCAUUGGAAGUACGCCAUGCCACUAGCAAGGAAGACAGGGGGAGAUAAGAAAAGAGGUGGGGCCUCUGACGUAAUUGUUACCUGGACUCUUGGCUUGGAGCUGAGCUGUGCUCCCUCAAGGGCUGCAGAAGAUAGCGUCAACCUUUCCACUUUCUACUCGGACCACCUCAUCAUUUCUUAGCUCAGAUGUGGGAAAAAGCAGGGGAGAAAUGCUUGUUGUGGACAGAGGUCGAGGCAGUUUCUCCCCUGCAUUCUUCCAGAGCCUCUGCUGUUGGGAGGGCAACUCACACUGCCACCUUUUGGCUGUGUUCCAAUACUGGCCAUAGACUGCAAAAUAGACUGCUAAGUGGACAGUGGUCAUAUUAAGUCCUGUUCGAGCUCUUACGAAGCCUUCAAAAGAGGGAGCUUCAGGAAGACAGCAUCGAAGUCAAAAAUGGUUCAGGCUACUUUGCCGACCCUACAGGAUGGCGGCUGAGCAGAAAACCUGAUGGGAAGGUUGUCUGCACACAAGAAAACAUAGUCGCAAUUUCCUAUGCACUUAAUGUAAGCUAUGUUGUGUUUUUCAUAGGUUCACAUGUAAAGUGUUAAUAUACAGCUAUAAUAUGCACUUUUUAUUUUCUUGUCAGUGCAAGGUAGUGUCACGUAAGUGACAUCUUCCAGACGACUUCAUUACUUGGGCUCAAAGCUCUCCCAUUAGCUGUCUACAUAGACUGUCUCCAAUGCUGGCCAGCAUUGGAACACACUCUAUUAAUAUUUCAUUUGCUUCUAUCUCGAAGAUUUCUAAACUUUUUAAAAAAGAUUUCACUUGAUAGAACACUCUCUGGACAGUGUUUUGUCAUUUCCAGUGCACAGCCGAAAUUUUGACAGGACUUGGUGGUGGGUAACUCAGCUACCAGCAUCGACACUUGGAUGCUCUAUGAGACUUGACACCUGUCGGGUCGAGCUCGGCUAUGAGCAUCAUUAUUGAAUUCGGGUGGCUGGUCAAUUUGGCGCAUUUCUAGCAUGUGUGUGUUGUUUUCUGCUGUUUAAGCUGAGAUUUAUGCUAUAGGAAAGAUAUGGUACUGACACGAGAUGGCCUUUUCAGGUCGUGCCACCAUUGUCGGUCAUAUGGGCAGUGAACGGUGUCCAAAGUGCCUCAUUUUGCUGGUGGUUUGUGGCGUCGCAAGCCCGUAAUUCACGUGCAUUGUACAUAGCACUUGCUUUUGCAAAGUCUGAAGGUGUUGUAUGUUUGCUGCUCUGGGAAGCAGUCAUCUUACACAGAAUUUAUUCGAACGUGAGUAUUGCAAUUACGGAAGAAAGGCAGAGGGGGGAACCUCUAUCAUUGUUGAGGGUUGUGAAGUGCUAAGGUAUCCUACUUUUAUCUUUCUUAACAUAGUGUAGUCUCUUUGUGUCUCCGUUGCAAGUACCAACCUCUCUUUCUCUGGGACGCUUUGGCUUCCAGUGACAGCGGAAGCUGUACAGUGAGGUUGUCCUAAAGGGAACACGUACUAAUUGUUCUGCCAUCAGUUACAGCGAGCAGAUAUGACAUGGAAGGCUGUGAACAAUUGUUUCGUGUGUAGAUACAAGCCUGACACAUCAUAUCGGCCAUCUUUCUUUGCAAGAUCAAAGAAAUGUUGCAGUUAUCUUGGCUUCGUUGCCUGGUAGGUGUUUCUUUUAAGGGAGGACCAUACUGUGCACGCAUUGCAUCUUGGCAGAGCUUCGAUACUGCUAACAGUUGGCAAUGGGAGCACUGGCUUCAUUUUAUGUCUUCGCUGUUCUGCAUAUCACUGUUGGCAAUCGAUGCAACAUUUGCCGUGUGUCCUUUGUCCUGUCCAUGCGGUGCUUCGGUUUUCUGGGGCGUGGUUGGAUGCUCAGCCACGUUGGAAAGAACAAGGCCUGUGCCAAGAGUUGAAGUAGCAGUUAGGUCUGAUACAGGCAGCAGUUGCCCUCACGGCACCUAUUUGCAGAGUCCUCAUGUUACCCAGUGGUACCGACACUGCCAAACUGAAGCUUUCCUUGGCACAGCCUAGCCUGUCAAGCCCUUACUGGAAGCAACACGGAGCAUUUGUGAAAGCUUUGUCACCAGAUGGCAUUGAUUGGCAUCUUUUGCACAUUCCUUCAUGCCCGCGGCGAAAGCCCAAUGCCAGCUGAAGGGUGACAGUUGGAACAUUAUCUUAAACAAAAUGUCUUUACUUUCCCAUACGUUUUUGUUGGUACAUGCCUCAGCAGCAAUUUUUUCUUGCUGCGCUGUUGUUUUCCUACUUUGUAUUAGAGAUGAGUGGUUCUCGUGGAGUUAUUGACGCAUCUGCUACUGGCCCACGUUUUUCGCUCCUGGUUGUUUUUGAGGUUGUGUUUUUGUUUUUACUUAGUCUUGUAGAAAAUUAUCUUUGUGUCCGUCGACAGUGUAACAGCAAAGCACUGUUUGUCCCUUCGCAUUGAUUAUUGGUGGUUGCGGCACUGCAACAGCGAGAUAGUUGUGGCAGUGUGGAGGCAAAGAGUGCUUGGACCUCUUUAGCAUACACACAAACACGUGGCACAUGUUGUUGACAAUUAGUGCUAUCAAUGAGGGGUGCAAACCCGAGCUAGAAUAUCUAGGUGCCCGUGUUUGGGCAGUAUCCAUGUUGCAGGGACAAGGAUCGUGUCUUUAAUGCAACAGCUUGAUCCUAAAGCAUGCACAUGCUACCUUGCUCGCCCUUGCUCACAGGCACAAAUCGAGGUGCCAUCACCAAAGCCAUUGCACCACGUACUUCACAACAAGGAUGGCUUUUGCAGGUCCUGUGCACAUGUUCUUACCGAUAGCACUGGCUGUUAUCAGCAGGCAAAAUGGAUGGUGUUGGCGUUAACAGACCUGAUCUUUGUAUGUGCUGUGUCUAACACGUUAGCUACAACAACAACAAGCGGCACACUAGUACGGAUUCAUUAGCACUUUCAGUGCAUGUCUCAUGUUUUCUUCUGCUGCAAAUACACUAUCGAACACUCUUACGGUACACUGUUGGCAGCAUCUGGGGAACAAAAGUAAAAUGUGGCGCUGUUCACAAUGAUGCCUGCAUUUUGAAGAUAACAGUAGUUUUGAUAUUAAGAUUUCAUCUGCUGGAAGUGCAGACCCUGGCUUUUUGCCUUCUUCUAGCAUCAAAGCUGUUGGGAGAUGUCCUACAGGCAAGGGCACCUCCCAACCGAGUCGAGUGAAAGGACCGUGGAAGUCUGGGAUCCAAACGGGCACUAAAUGUUUGUUCCAGAACAGAGCUUUUAUUCCUCGUUAGAUGGACUGUGCAUUGCUCAGAGCACUGUUCUCUUGCGAUCGUCUGUAAAAGCGUUUUCUGGCUGUGAUGUCUAGAAGUGCUUGCCCAGCAUGCUGUUCAUGAUGCAAGGUGGGAUUUGACACAGAAGGAUGUUCAUUUGUGUCAUUUGAUUUGGUGUGGAGUGUAAUGGUUGUACUUGACGACCAUAAAAUAUGAAGGAGUGUUAUGUGAAAGUUGCAAGAUAACUGACUUGCUUUUGGCAUUAUCGAAUGAUUCCUGCAUCUGUGUGUUGCAGUUACCAUGGUGCGCCUCUACAUUCCACUGCAUGCAUCUUGGCUUCGAAGAAGUUACUGCUCCACCGCACUUUAAACUUUUUCAGAGGACUGUACAUUGCAUGUAGUAGGUUGCAGCAAGAGUAGAGCACUGUCACCUAUUGCAAUAUUCAGUGCAUUUUAAUGCUACACUAGCUUAGUAUAAUUGCUGGUUCUAUCUUGCGAUGUAUGACUGCCAAUGAUUGCAGCAUUUUUGCCAGUGGUAGUGUGUGCACUUUAAUGCAGUUUUCUGAUGAGAGAAUCGUACAGACGACAGACGCAGGAUUUUAAACACUAUAUUUGCACCCCAUGUGAUGACAUGAAUCAGUGUGAUUCAUUUUAUUUUGCCAAGAAAUACUAUUUUGCGUUAAUACCUGGCACAAGUCGGGUCCAAGUGAUGCUAGACGCAAAAUAGGAUGUUUGAUACCAUCUAGGGCGAGCGCAACAGUGUUUUAUGUUGAGAUGUUGUGUGUGUGCGUGCCUUGCAACCUGUUUGUGCAGAGUUAUAUAAAAGGAUAUCGUGUAGCUCGCCGCAUUUUUGGUGGCAAAAGAAGUCGAAAUGUGGCAUAGAUGUAUGCGCUGGUGCACCUAUAGGGACACUAAAUAGUGACACGGAGUUAAGCUCAACUGCUAAUUUAUGCUUCUGGAUCACUGGAGUCGUGAGAAAAAGUCUUGGUUAGCAAGAAGUGAGGCAAAAUGAAAAUACAGGUGGCAAAAAACACACUAAGGUUGCCCCACUUGACAUCAUAGAGUUUUACAGAAUCUGCUUGUGACUAAUUAUUAAUAGUGUAUCGUUUAGUGAGGAAUACAUAACAAAAUGAUGUGUGCACGCAAGAAUCCUUCGAAACCCUAAUGUACUGGGUGUGAACUUAAGGAAAGGGAAACUUUGCCAUUGUUCUCUAUAUUAGUAACAAACCAUUUUUUUUCCUGGUAAUUGAAUAUAGAGUCUGGAAAGAUUACAUAACCAGCAUAAACAUACCUAACCGUUGCUCUUUGGUGUCCUUAUAAGCGUGCCCAGUCAAGAUGGUAGUGAACGCUUACUGUCUCAGUUUGCGGACUGUUCCUACUGGCUUGAAAAAGAAGUAGGCUGAAGUGAUGUUGAGAGGAAUAUGCAGAGUCUCUGCACAUUAUGGGCACGUACAUCCAUGUGUGUGCUGCAAGCGGAACGAGCAAAUAUUUUUGGCCGCAGCCACUUGUGCUGUGCCGUGUUGACACCGGUGAACCCUGGGGAGGGGGGGGGGGAUGUUUGUAUCCUGAUUGAUGCUUGUCUUCUUGCAUGUGUAGGUGUGUAGUGUCGUUGGAGCCACAGUGGCUGAACCGUGUGCAAUGAAAUGGACAGAGAAUGACUUCUAUGGAGAAAGCCUGUGUCAUAAAAACUCAUUUGGCAUGGUGAAAAUGAAUGCGAGUCUAGAGUGGUCGUCGUGGGAUCAACACCAGCUUGGUAAACCAUAGUGCAAUCCAAUCCAAUCUGUAGCCCAGUGCAAGCUUUUGCAUCGGCCAUGUCUUUUCUUUUCCCUUGUAUUGCCAGUGCUGUGCAAAUGCUGAGUGAUGAUGGCUGUCAGGGACUGGCUGUCUGGAAAUGGGUCAGGCACCCUGACCCAUUUCCACCCUGAUCCAUAUGGGCACCCUGGGUCAGGGAAUGUUGCGUUUGGUCUGUGCUUUUGAAGAGUUGCAGGAAACUUACGAGUGUGCAAAACAAGAAUGUGACAGCACGAUUGUCCAUUGUGUUUAGGCUCCAAUUCUAACCUUCCUUUAAUCUUUAGUGCGUUGCCAUGAUUUCUAGAAUUCAAAGAGAGACAGAGAGGGUGUUUAUACAGAAGAAAAUGAGGUGGUUGCCCAGCAGAGGUAGAAGAGAAAGGCAAAAUGCAGGAGGAAAGAAUGAUGAUGAAAAUGGAGCGGAUGAUUAGUAUGAUGAUGGUGCAAGUUUUAUGCACUGAAGAGCUCAGUUUUUCCUUAAGGUAUCACGUCCAAUCAACUCUUGUUGAAGAAAUGUGCAACACUCUUCAAAGCCUGACGUGCAGAUCUCCGGUAUGGCCAGUCCCAAGACAACACUUUCUCAGAGUAGCCAAUCGUGGAAGUGCUUCGGGAAGGUAAACGUUAAUUUACAUUCUCCUGUGCGCGUGGUUCAAAUGGAAUUGCUGGAAAGGUUGCAAGGGUUGAAAGCAUUGCUACUGUUAUUCAAGCAAAAGCAUCAUUUCCUGCAUAGUUUUGUGUGGCUUGUUGCAAUCUUCAAAAGAAAAGUAGGGAAUUUAUAAUACGUUUGAUUGUUAAGGGGAGCACACAGUUAAUAUUUUGCCAAUAAAAUCGCAGCUGAGAUUGUAUUCAAAGGCCUGGAGAGAAUUGCUAAUGCUAGCUAUUUGCGUAGUAUGUCAUGUAAGCAACUUUUGGAUAAUGUCAAAGGCACCCUGCAGUAAUAUUGGGUUUAUUCGAUGUUGUGUUAACUUUUUUUUUUUUUUAAGAGUGGACCAUUACAGUACCAUUUUGUUACAGUUUCCCGUUACUUGAUGAAAAAAACAAAACAACAAAAAACAAUCUGUGCUAGUAUUUUGGAUGUGCAAUGAAGAGUUUCUGUUAGUAAUAUUUUGUCCAUGGGGAUCUGAUGUGGCUGUUUUUUGUUUUACACAUUUAAUAGAAACCAUCGUUCUGUGCAUGCUAUGUUCCUUUAGUAUUACUCUUGUAGUUGGGUAUGCUUCAGGAUGUUUGCUUGUGUGUGGAGUAACAACGACAUGAUCAAAAUAUGUUUUUGAGCAGUUCCUAAGUUGCAAAGACCAGCCUAGCAUAUUUUGCAGUUUGCCUUGAAUGUCUGCUUUUCUAUAAACUGUGUUUCUAAGCGUCUCAUCCUCGAACUUCUGAUUAUUAUUAUUUUUUUUCGUCAUGUUUAGGUACAUUUUCUAGAGUUAACAGAAGACGUGUUAAAAUGUGAAAUACAAGCAUGUUCAUGGGCAGAGCUGGAGAGUUUCAGGUGACAGUUUGAACUGACUGAAGCCAAAAACAGUGUUUUGUUAAGAUGUUUGGAAUGGUCUUCAUAACCCAGAAGUUCACGUAUGUGCCAACGGGUGCAGGUCUUCAUAUUGCCUUGCCGAGUUGCUACUGAGUGAGCAGAUGUGAUGCAUUUAGCUGAUUCAAAAAUCUCAUGGCGAUUGUGCAUACUGUGAAAGCAGAGAUCAUGCAUCAAGUGCUUUUUGCUGGUAUUGGCAAGCUUGUAUUUGUCUGAUGUGGAACUUGCAAAGUAUCAAUUCAUGUACAAAAAGAUUAUUCCCACAAUCCUGCAUUUAUUAAUAUUGCUUGUGGCAAGUGUUUGUAUAGCUGCAUGUCUACACUUUUCUAACUAUGCACCUGCGUUUGUCAUUGUAAUUGUCAGCUGUUAGCAGUAUUCAUAUGUGGAGAUAAUGUAAGAAAAGGAAGUGGGUAUGCCUUUUCUUGAACAUCAGGCAGCACAGUUUAAAUACAACCAUCCUUACAUAAUUGGCCCCUGUGAUCAAGUUGCACAUCACAUUUGAUGACAUAGUGACAUGUAUUUCUACAGAUGCAUAAUUCAGCACCCAUGAAGUGUUUUUAAAAAUUCUAAUCUGCCCUAAAAUGUGUAAUUGUGUUCACAACUACAAAAUUUGUAAUAGUGUUGUAACAAGCUUGUUUUAAUUGCCUUGGAAGCAAGUGUUAUGUUCAUGUUGCUGCCUUCUGAAUCUCAUUUUGUACCUGCAUCCAGUAAACUGCUCUCUGCUGUUAUGUGGCUGUGGAGAACAUCUGUUGUUUGGUUGUGGAAAUUUAAUUCUUUAUAGUAAAAGGAUGUGAAGUCAACACCAGUUGAGAGUAAAGAAAGGAGAGAUGUUCUGCGUUCCUUUAAAGAUGAAAAAUGCACGUUGCAGCCUAAUGAUGUUAUGAAUAGUCUUUGCUAUAGAAAAAGGACACAACACCAUGCAGUUAAAUUACUUUGGCACUCAUUCUCACAGCUGUGAGUUCCAUUAUUAUUUCUGUUGUUUGUUGUGCAUUGUUCGAGAUAGACGUAUAGCGUUUUUUGAAUGCAGAUGCUUUAGUGCCGGAUGACAACGCAAAGCGCUACCAUGGGAGUUUUAGAAAAUAGUGGAGCCCAAGUUGGUGCAUGCGGUCUUCCCUGCUUGCAAAUGAACGCUGCAUACAAAAGAUUUAAUUAUGGGCUGUAGUCUUGACAUUAUCCAGAGAGUAUGCCAUUGCCAAUCCUACUCUCCCGUUACGCUAAGCCUCUUGCAUUCAUAAUCUCUGAAACUCUCCAUUGCAGGAGACUAUGAUGGAGCGAGAGCUUCAAUUGCACCUUGUUUUUCAAGCCAAUGUAAUGUAUAAGAACAUUUGGCAGAAUGUUUUCAGUUCCUUGCAUUUAGUACUUUCUUGACCAAUGUUUGAUGUUUGUCCUUGUUGCCGCCGCUUCUCUUUAUGCCCGAGUGCAUACUGUUUGCUGGAGCACUACAGGCGGUGUGCCCUGGGACUCGCGGUUUUUUCCGCUUGUUUUGUUUGGCCAUUGCGGUCUUGAAGACUGUGGCCUAAGAUCUGUUUUUUUCAAUAAAGGCUAGAAA
Dermacentor silvarum is the source of this 10079-nucleotide messenger RNA. Its product is annotated as low density lipoprotein receptor adapter protein 1-A. The record is from RefSeq and is a predicted model, not a curated record. The transcript is spliced from 7 exons. The coding region runs from base 331 to 1125 and encodes 264 amino acids. Lineage: Eukaryota; Metazoa; Arthropoda; Arachnida; Ixodida; Ixodidae.